UAUUGAUUUGACCAGAAAAAUGUCGAAUGUAAUCGAUCCAAUAAAGCUCCUGACUGAUAAAGGUGAUCGCCAGCCGUCGUUUUUGAAUGGCAUAUUUAAUCCAAUAGUGUGCUCCAUACUUGGUUUCGGAUGUGCCGUUUUCAUAAAUUGGGGUUUGAGGAAACCACCAUUUUCUGGUAUACAGAAUCAUCUAGCUUUUUCCGGUAUUGGUGGCGGCCUGGGUUUGUAUUUCGACAAUAAGCGCAACGAACAUCUUGCCAAACGUGAUGCUGUGCUGAGGCAUUAUAUCGAACUGCAUCCCGAUGAUUUUCCACCAAAAGAGCGCACGAAGUACGCUGAUGUGCUGGAAGCUUGGGUGCCAAUCCGAUAAAGAUGGAAUAGCCAGCUGGGCCAAUAAUAUUUGUAAUCACUGCAAAGAUGCAAACGAAAAUAAUUUGUAUAAAUCAUCUUUAUUGGAUGUUCGAAGUAUAACUAGUGAUCAAUAAAAAGUUGAAAAAGAAGUAAAUAUGCAUACAUACGUACAUAUUUACAUAUAAAGAUAAAAA
Rhagoletis pomonella (apple maggot) is the source of this 545-nucleotide messenger RNA. It is a transcript of the gene ND-B14.5B, whose product is annotated as NADH dehydrogenase [ubiquinone] 1 subunit C2. The transcript has 3 exons. Bases 20 to 370 code for a protein of 116 amino acids. Gene Ontology annotation, cellular component: mitochondrial inner membrane. Lineage: Eukaryota; Metazoa; Arthropoda; Insecta; Diptera; Tephritidae. The record is from RefSeq and is a predicted model, not a curated record. Gene Ontology annotation, biological process: mitochondrial electron transport, NADH to ubiquinone.